AUGUCGGGCAUCACCGACUCUACCUCCAAAAUGCAAGUCGACGGCGUGGCUGCCGGCCAGUCCGAAAUCGACGAGUCCCUCUACAGUCGUCAGCUAUAUGUGCUUGGCCAUGAGGCCAUGAAGCGAAUGGGCGCUUCCAAUAUCCUGGUUGUCGGGCUCAAGGGUCUUGGUGUUGAGAUUGCAAAGAACGUUGCUCUUGCUGGCGUCAAGAGCCUGACUGUCUAUGAUCCUGCUCCUGUUGCCCUACCCGACCUCUCCUCCCAGUUUUUUCUCACUCCCGCCGAUGUUGGCAAGCCCAGAGACCAAGUCACAGCCCCCAGGGUAGCUGAACUUAAUGCCUACACCCCAGUCAGCGUCCACCAGUCGCCUAGUCUCGACGACAAUCUCUCCCAGUUCGACAACUAUCAAGUCGUUGUUCUCACCAGCGUCCCGAUUCUGUCACAAAAGCUCAUCUCCGACUACUGUCACUCUAAGAACAUCUAUGUCGUCAUCGCCGACACAUUCGGUCUGUUCGGGUCACUUUUCUGUGACUUCGGAAAGAACUUCACCGUGGUCGACCCGACUGGCGAGACCCCUACCCAUGGCAUUAUCGAAGGUAUCGACGAAGAGGGCCUAGUCUCCGCUUUUGACGAGACUCGACACGGUCUUGAGGACGGAGACUAUGUCACUUUCUCUGAGGUCGAGGGCUUGGAGGCCCUCAACGGCUGUGACCCCAAAAAGGUGACCGUUACUGGACCUUUUACCUUUUCCAUUGGCGACGUCUCAAGCCUGGGCCAAUACAAGCGUGGUGGUAUUUACCAGCAGGUCAAAAUGCCCAAGCUUCUUGACUUCAAGAGCUAUACGGAAUCUGUCAAGGAGCCCGAGUUCCUCAUCUCCGACUACGCCAAGUUUGACCGGCCUCAGCAGCUCCAUCUUGGGUUCCAGGCUCUACAUGCCUUCCAGGUCGCCAAAGGCAGGCUCCCUAACUCCAUGGACGAUGACGACGCGGCUGUUGUAAUCGGUGCUGCCAAGAAGUUCGCCGAGGAGGAAAAGCUCGAGAUAGAAGUGGACGAGAAGCUUCUCAAGGAACUAAGUUAUCAGGCUCUCGGUGAUCUCUGCCCCAUGGCCGCCUUCUUUGGUGGUGUUGCAGCCCAGGAAAUUCUCAAGGCUGUCUCAGGAAAGUUCCACCCGAUCAAGCAGUGGAUGUACUUUGAUUCUCUUGAGUCUCUUCCCACCUCUGUCAAGCGUACGGUCGAGUCGUGCAAGCCCAUUGGCAGUCGAUAUGAUGGCCAGAUUGCGGUCUUUGGAAAGGAGUACCAGGAUAAGAUUGCAAACUUGAGGCAGUUUCUCGUUGGCGCUGGCGCUAUCGGUUGUGAAAUGCUCAAGAAUUGGGCCAUGAUGGGAUUGGGAUCGGGCCCCAACGGCAAGAUCUUUGUUACCGAUAACGACUCGAUUGAGAAGAGCAACUUGAACCGUCAGUUCCUCUUCAGAGCCGCCGAUGUUGGUCACAUGAAGAGCGACUGUGCCGCUAAAGCCGUGCAGCGCAUGAACCCUGACCUCGCAGGCCACAUUACGACUUUCCGUGACCGUGUUGGUGCCGAAACCGAGGACGUUUUCAAUGCCGACUUCUGGAACGGCCUUGAUGGCGUCACCAACGCCCUGGACAAUGUCGAAGCCAGAACCUACGUGGAUAGACGCUGCAUCUUUUACCGCAAGCCUCUGCUCGAGAGUGGCACUCUGGGAACCAAGGGCAACACUCAGGUCAUCCUGCCCAACAUGACGGAAUCUUAUUCUUCUUCCCAGGACCCCCCUGAGAAGGAGUUCCCCAUGUGCACAAUCCGCAGUUUCCCGAACCGUAUUGAACACACGAUUGCCUGGGCUAAGGAGCACAUGUUUGAGCGAUGCUUUGUCAACGCCCCUCAGACUGUCAACCUAUACUUGACGCAGCCCGACUAUUUAAGCACCACAUUGCAGCAGGGUGGAAACCAAAAGGAAACCCUGGAGACUAUCCGCGACUACCUGACGGCGGAUCGGCCCAGAAGUUUUGAGGACUGUAUUGCCUGGGCCAGAAACCUGUUCGAGGUUGAGUUUGCCAACAAGAUUCAACAACUCCUGUACAACUUCCCGAAAGACUCUCUCACAUCUUCCGGAAUGCCUUUCUGGUCUGGGGCCAAGCGUGCGCCUGAUGCUCUGAAGUUUGACGCUAACAACCCUACUCACUUUGGAUUUAUUGUUGCCGCCGCCAAUCUUCACGCUUUUAACUACAACAUUAAAUCUCCGGGCAACGAUAAGGCACUCUACCUACGCGAGCUCGAAAACGUCAUUGUCCCUGACUUCAGUCCCGACGCUAGUGUCAAGAUUCAAGCCGACGACAAGGAGCCUGAUCCAAACAAGGACGUUUUCACUGAUGAGGAUGAGCUGCAAAGCAUAACAGCGUCGCUGCCGUCUCCCAGCAGUCUAGCAGGCUUUAAACUGCAGCCUGUUGAUUUUGAAAAGGAUGACGACUCAAACCACCACAUCGACUUUAUCACAGCAUGCAGCAACCUACGUGCCGAAAACUACAAGAUCGAGGCCGCUGACCGACACAAGACCAAGUUCAUCGCUGGCAAGAUCAUCCCUGCCAUUGCCACCACGACGGCCCUUGUUACCGGCCUCGUUGUCCUAGAACUGUACAAGGUUAUUGAUGGCAAGGACGACAUUGAGCAGUUCAAGAAUGGCUUCAUCAACCUGGCGCUGCCCUUCUUUGGAUUCUCCGAGCCGAUCGCGAGCCCCAAGGUGGAGUACACCGGUCCCGACGGCAAGGUGGUACUAGACAAGAUUUGGGAUCGCUAUGAGGUCAAUGAUAUUACGAUCCAGGAGCUCGUCGACUUUUUCAAGGCCAAGGGUCUAACAGUGCUCUCGCUCAGCCACAGUGUCAGCUUCCUGUUUGGCGCAUGGAUGCCUACGGCCAAGGCGCGCCUCCCGCUCAAGAUUAGCGAGGCCAUUCAGCAGGUGACGAAGAAACCUGUACCGGCGCAUAUGAAGGAGUUGAUUGUAGAGGCGUUGGUGGAGGACGAGAAUGAGGAGGAUGUUGACGUCCCAUAUGUCAAGAUCGAUUUCGAUGCGUGGAUGUCUGCUUGGCCCGCUUUCUCUUUUUGUCGAGCGGUCACUACCAACUAUCAAGCUCAUCCGCCCAAGGCUCGCAAAGCAAAGCAUCCCAGUAUACCCGUUUCUCCCCGCAUCCGUUUCUCCCGGAGCGACUACUACAACACCCAGCUCUCCUCAGCUCCGUCAUCACCACAGCGCGGGGUCAUCAUUCCGUCUCCAAGCUACCCCUCCGUUGCAAGUUCCGUUUCCCCCCUACACGAAGCGUUUUUCUACGCAACCCAUAAAAAUGAAACCCAUCAGUCCACGCCCGCCAAAAUCACCGACUGGGUCGACCGCAGCGACAAGUCGGGCGAGUUCAAGCGCCAGGUCAGCUCGUUCCGCGACCACAUCUCGCGCGCGCCCGGCGCCCAGUAUCCUCCCGAGAAGGAUCGCUACCAUCUCUUUGUCUCCUACGCCUGCCCUUGGGCCCACCGUACACUCAUUGCCCGCAAGCUCAAGGGCCUGGACAAGUUCAUCACAUUUUCCGUCGUGCACUGGCACCUCGGCGAGGGCGGGUGGCGGUUCGUGACCAAGGACGAGAAGGAGCCCGGCGAGAACGUGGUGCCGGACCCGAUCCCUGGUCACGAGGAGUUCACGCACCUGCGCCAGGUGUACUACGAGUCGGACCCCGGGUACGCGGGCCGGUUCACGGUGCCAGUGCUGUACGACAAGAAGACGAAGCGCAUCGUCAACAACGAGAGCAGCGAGAUUUUGCGAAUUUUCGGAUCGGAGUUUGACGACUUGCUGGAUGAAGAGCACAAGGGCAUCGACCUAUACCCCGAGGCGCUCCGCGGAGAGAUUGAGGAGGCGCACAAGUGGCAGUACGACCUCAUCAACAACGGCGUGUACAAGUCGGGCUUCGCGACGACGGCCGAGGCCUACGAGGGCAACGUCGUGGCCCUCUUCGAGGCGCUGGACCGCGUCGAGAAGCACCUCGGCGGCCAAAAGGACGGCCUGUACUACUUUGGCAAGACGUUGACCGAAGUCGAUAUUCGUCUCUACGUCACGCUCGUCCGGUUCGACCCCGUGUACGUGCAGCACUUCAAGUGCAACAUCCGCGACGUGCGCUCCGGCUACCCGGCGAUCCACGCGUGGAUGCGCAACCUGUACUGGAAGCUGCCGGCGUUCGGGGAGACGACGCAGUUCGAGCACAUCAAGUGGCACUAUACGCGCAGCCAUACGCAGAUCAACCCGCUGUCGAUCACGCCGGUCGGGCCGCUGCCGGACAUCUUGCCGCUGACGGAGGAGGUGCCGGCCGUUGCUGCGGCUCGCAAAUGA
Cordyceps fumosorosea ARSEF 2679 is the source of this 4383-nucleotide messenger RNA. RefSeq names its product ubiquitin-activating enzyme E1 1. Gene Ontology annotation, cellular component: cytoplasm; SUMO activating enzyme complex. The transcript is spliced from 9 exons. Lineage: Eukaryota; Fungi; Ascomycota; Sordariomycetes; Hypocreales; Cordycipitaceae. Gene Ontology annotation, molecular function: glutathione transferase activity; SUMO activating enzyme activity. Gene Ontology annotation, biological process: protein sumoylation. The coding region runs from base 1 to 4383 and encodes 1460 amino acids. The record is from RefSeq and is a predicted model, not a curated record.